Molecule: messenger RNA, 558 nt
Organism: Aspergillus eucalypticola CBS 122712
Lineage: Eukaryota; Fungi; Ascomycota; Eurotiomycetes; Eurotiales; Aspergillaceae
Exons: 1
Coding region: 103-417 (104 amino acids)
Source: RefSeq, a predicted model, not a curated record
ACUUCUACUAACUACUGCCUACCCACGAGUUAGUGACUAAACCGUGUACACAUCUGACUUGAAUAGAUGGAGCCCUAACUCCUAUUACUGGGUGUGACAGCCAUGCCUGGUAAAGUUCAGGAGGUGAUUCACGUGGUAAGCCUGCAUUUGUUGGGUCUACCCCUCUUUCAUGGGGUUUUGGCAGGAGAAAAGCAUGAGUCUGUGCUCACCACCAAUGAAGAAUUACAGGAACACACUAUUACUCUGCCGAUGUUCCCUUUAUCCUCAAUGUCUCUUGAGCUUAACCAGAAGUCCCUCGAAUGUACACAAUCUGAUGCAAACAGGACGCGGGUUUGUGUAGCUCUCUCUCCAUCGGACCACCCACAUACCACCAUCCUCAGAUUACACGAUAACAGAAUUCCGUAUUUCGCUUGUUAGUAUAUGAGCCUCGACAGUUGCGUCAGGAGGAGUUCUACCAUCACAAUCCUCAUAAUCCUCAUAUUCUUCUCAGCAUGGGAUACUCGGUAGGUGACGAAUCCUGGAGCUGGCUCAAGCUGGCUCGAGGUAACUCUCAUGACU